Molecule: messenger RNA, 8150 nt
Organism: Electrophorus electricus (electric eel)
Lineage: Eukaryota; Metazoa; Chordata; Actinopteri; Gymnotiformes; Gymnotidae
Gene: ntrk2b
Product: neurotrophic tyrosine kinase, receptor, type 2b
Biological process (GO): trans-synaptic signaling by neuropeptide, modulating synaptic transmission; cellular response to brain-derived neurotrophic factor stimulus; cell surface receptor protein tyrosine kinase signaling pathway
Cellular component (GO): axon; plasma membrane; signaling receptor complex
Molecular function (GO): ATP binding; brain-derived neurotrophic factor receptor activity; brain-derived neurotrophic factor binding
Source: RefSeq, a predicted model, not a curated record
GCUAAACAGGAGGCGGGAUUGUAGUGCUGUCAGCCAAGCGAUUUUGGAUACUACUGCACGAACGUACUGGUCGGAACCAAUCAGAUUCCACUCCACUCAGUUCCACAGUGAAAUUGUGACGGAUCCAGACGUCUUUUGCGGAAACAUCAAGACGCCUAGAAUCAAUACUAAAAAGACGGAGACGGAGCGCAACUUCUUGGCACCCUGAAAUGCGGUGUCAACAUGUAAUGGUGUGAUACCACAAUUCUGCGGAGACAGGAGAAGGCCACCCCAUGACAGUCUCGCCUCGCGCCGAACGUCUUUGCGCAUCCCACAUCAGCAGCGGUGUCUCGUUUUACGCUGCUGAGCGGAAUUGCUGAAGUACUACCAGCUAUUGCCACAGAAAAAGAUCUGAUUUUGCCGAGCGUUUGGGAAUUAUUGUGGGGACCUGCUAUGGUCGCAGGGCUUACUGGAAUGGCUCGCUGGGGGUUUUAUGGGGUUUUGAUGGGGCUAUUGAAGCUCAGCUCAUCGUGUCCUGCAUCAUGUUCUUGUAAUACCUCGAAGAUCUCGUGUAUCGAUCAAGAUCCAGGGAUCGAGGAUUUCCCUAUCUUGGUGCCGGAUACCGACAUGGAAAACAUCACUGAUAUAUACAUUACAAAUCAGAACAGACUAUUUACAAUUACUGAGGACUACAUGAAGUUUUACACAAAUCUCAGGAACUUAACAGUGAUCAACACUCAUCUGACAAAUGUAUCUACAACAGCUUUUGUCAAUAAUGCCAAACUUCAGUAUUUGAAUCUCAGAGAAAACAAUUUGUCAACAUUAUCAUGGACUGCGAUUCGCAAUUCAAACAUGUCUACUUUGCUUCUGGCAGGAAACCCUCUGCAGUGUGUGUGUGAGAACAUGUGGAUCAAGGCCUGGGUGGAUGAGAGUGAAAGAGAUCAGCUCCAGUGCAUGGAGGAAGGGGGAAGAGUUAACGCCCUCUCCAAACUCACUGUUCCCUCUUGUGAGUAUCCGCGAGUACAAGUCAUCCCUCAUGUCGUUACCAAGAUGGCAGGAAGUGAUGCAAUAGUGUCCUGUACUGCAUCUGGUGCUCCAGCCCCUGUGCUUUUCUGGAACCUGAAUUCUAUUGACCAUCCACCACUUACAACCAGCCAUGAGACAAACUCCUCUAAGAUGAAAUCCACAUUGACACUGAGUGGACUUUCUCCCAGUGACAAUGGCCGUGAGAUCACAUGCAGUGCUGAGAACAUUGUGGGCCAGACUGAGGCCUCAGUCAUCCUUCACAUCCUCUUCCCCCCAACCAUCCUGCAGCUGUAUGAGCCCGAGCGCAACCAGGACUGGUGCAUACCGUUCAGUGUAACAGGCAACCCCAAGCCUGAGCUGCAGUGGUACCACCAGGGGCAGCUGCUGGAGGAGCAGGACUACAUCAAAACACAGAUUCACGAGUCGACAGAGAGCGAGUACCAUGGCUGCCUGCAGCUCAACAUCCCCACGCACAUCCACAACGGGCUUUACACACUGGUGGCCACCAACAAGUUCGGCGAGGACCAGAAGAACGUGACGGCACACUUCAUGCUAAUCCCUGAUGUCGAGCACUCAGGAGCAGAUGGCUUCUACUAUGAUACAACUGACACACCAGAAAUGCCGCCACAGGAGGAUAAAGUUGCCGUUUAUGUAGUGGUGGGGAUAGCUGGGGUUGCACUGACUGGCUGCAUCUUGAUGUUGAUAUUUCUCAAAUAUGGAAGAAGCUCAAAGUUUGGGCUAAAGGGCUCCUCCUCUGUUAUCAGUAACGAUGACGACUCAGCCAGCCCACUCCAUCAUGUCUCCAAUGGCAACAACACACCGUCGUCUUCUGAGAUGGGCCCAGAUGCCGUUAUUAUCGGCAUGACGAAGAUACCUGUCAUUGAGAACCCCCAGUACUUCCGCAACCCUGGCAGCGUACUGAAAUCAGACACUUUCGUCCAACACAUCAAGCGCCACAACAUAGUCCUGAAGAGAGAACUCGGGGAGGGGGCAUUCGGUAAAGUGUUCCUAGCUGAGUGCUACAAUUUGUCACCAGAUCAGGAAAAGAUCCUGGUAGCUGUCAAGACUCUAAAAGAGGCGAGUGAGAGCGGGCGAGCCGACUUCCACCGAGAGGCAGAGCUCCUGACAAAUCUGCAGCAUGAACACAUCGUCACCUUUUAUGGUGUGUGUGUGGAGAGCGAUCCUCUAAUCAUGGUGUUUGAGUACAUGAAACAUGGAGACCUCAACAAAUUCCUAAGGGCUCAUGGGCCGGACGCGGUGCUGAUGACAGAUGGGCAGCAAAGCUUGCUGGUGGAGCUGACUCAGUCACAGAUGCUGCACAUCGCUCAGCAGAUCGCAGCAGGCAUGGUGUACCUGGCCUCACAGCACUUUGUACAUAGAGACCUUGCCACACGCAAUUGCCUGGUGGGAGAGAAUCUGCUCGUCAAAAUAGGGGACUUUGGAAUGUCCAGAGAUGUGUACAGCACUGACUACUACAGGGUGGGUGGUCACACCAUGCUGCCCAUUCGCUGGAUGCCUCCAGAAAGCAUCAUGUACCGGAGGUUCACCACAGAGAGUGAUGUCUGGAGUCUAGGGGUGGUCCUCUGGGAAAUCUUCACCUAUGGCAAGCAGCCCUGGUACCAGCUCUCCAACAACGAGGUGAUUGAGUGCAUCACACAGGGCCGGGUACUGCAGAGACCUCGCACCUGUCCCAAAGAGGUGUAUGACCUGAUGCUGGGCUGCUGGCAGCGUGAACCGUAUAUGAGACUCAACAUCAAAGAGAUUCACAAUCUGCUCCACAGCCUGGCCAAGGCUUCGCCUGUUUAUUUGGACAUCCUCGGCUGACCGUCUGUGUGUGUGUGUGUGUGUGUGUGUGUGUGUGUGUGUGUAUGUAUGUGUGUGUGUGUGUGUGUGUAUGUGUGUGUGUGUGUGUGUGUGUGUGUGUGUGUUCUUGCUUGUGCUUCUGCCUCCUCACUACAUAGACAAAAGGCCUUAAAGUUGAUUGUGUGUGUUUCUGUAUGGUUUUUUCCUUCCUUUGGAGACGUCUGUUUCUGCCCUUCAACAAAUUGUACAUUUUGAAUUCUGUACAUGCCGGGGACGAACAAAGGGAAUCAGACUGAUCGCUGUAAAUACUCCUUAUCACGGACCACCAAUUUUGGAGGCUUUUUAGUUUUUUCUCCUAAUGACUGGGAACAUUUUGCAGAACAACAAGCAAAACAGAAAGCAAAAAAGAAAGAAAGAAAAAAGAAAAAAGAUUAAAAAGCUAAAAAAUUCAAAGAACAAGAAGGCCCUUCAAUCAGGUCGGGUGUAAGCUUAAGUGUGUCAAGGACAAUGUUGAUAUUUGUGAAACACUGACUUUUUGGGGAAAGGGAAACAUUUUGUUGUGGAUUUACCAUUGUGUUAUUCUUUUUUCUUUUUUGCUACCUUGGUGCCAUUUUUUUCAUAUACACUUAUUGGAAAAUGGUAAGAAGAAUCUGUUUUGGAGUGAAAGGAGGCCCAAUAAUUAGCACAACCCAGUUACUGCCCUGGCCAUACAUCAUGGUUAACCAAGUACGGAUUGCAAUACAGUUGUUCAAACUGUGGAAAAAUUAUUUUUAACCACCAGAUUCCAUCACUUUUUUUUUUAUUUAUCCAGCCUUUACACUGGUGAUAUAUAAUUUUAAAACCUUUUCCCCUAUUAAGGCAUUAAUUUUUCAUUUUUUAUUACUGUGGUGAAAAUGCACUAUAGAGUUCACAUUUUUAAGGGGGUAACAAGCACAUUGACAUGAAGGCAUCCAGGAUUCUUUUGAGUGAACUGAAAGGUGUCGCAAUUCAGUUCUAAAGCAGUUGUGCAGGGGACAGAUAUUAGUUCUUAAAUCGGUUUCUUCAGUUUUGGUUAGAGCACAGUGGCAUAGUCACCAGCAGUGGCAUUCCACAAUAAUGUCAUAGGGGCAGUGAAAUGGCUGCUCCAAAUAACUGGGGCAUUUUACCCAUUUAAGCACUAAUUAAGGGCCUGUUUGGUCACUUUGUGAAUGAUGGUUACAGCAAUGAUUGCUUCAUAGGACACCAGGCUGAGAUUAGUCAAUGGCAAAAAGUGACCAGAUUUAUGUUCCUUCAGUGUUUAUGUUAUUGGUCAUAUCGUAUUUUACCAUUAAAUGGGUUUUACCUUUUAGAGAAUUUAAGAUUACUUUUUUAGCCCUUAGGGUUUAUAAAUCUCAGAGGUUGUCUAUGGUGUAACCACAUCCACUAAAAACAUUGCACUUAUAAUUCUUCAUAUUUAUUAGUUUUAUAUGAUCUAUUAUUUAAUAUGAAAUAACUGCUUAAUAGUGUUUAAGUGAUAUUCUCUGGUGAUUCUUUUUGAUGUGGGCAGUUUCAAAGCGAUGGAUUUGGUGGGCACUGUGACGUGAGUAUUGACAUGAGACUGGUAUCAUGUGAAUCUGGCCAUCCUUGAGGUCACUAAAGAAGACAAAAACCCUAUGAAGGGGCAGCCAGUAUUCUUUGUGUGUGUGUGUGUGUGUGUGUGUGUGUGCUUCAACUCCACCAAAUAGACUACAUGACAAGAGGAGGAUUAAUAUUGGAAGAUGUAAUAAUACAAGUCUCAAUACUGACAUUUUUAUUGAAGUAAAUGAAUCACUAACUGCAUAAUGAUACUAGUUUAUUACAUCUGAACUACACACAUUCUUGGCCAAAUUUAUGUAUGAUUUUAACACUUCAAUAUGGAACAUCCUCCAGUUCACAUUAAGUUCUAGUUUCAAUAUGGUGGGUGUCCUUGUAGUCUUUCUGUUAGCAAUGUGUUGUGAAUGAGUUUUUGUGAGUGCAAAAAGGACAAAGCUAUGAGAAGUGUUAUAGUGAGUGAGCGCGUGAUCAAAAUGUAAAUACUCAUCUGUCACGUUUCUUGUCCCUUGUACCCUGAUGUCAAACUUCUUCUGAGCAGUCUCUGCGCUGGCUACUUUUUAGGGCAAAAUAAAAGCUCUCUUCCCAUGUCACAGAAAGGUGAUUCUAAACAUGUCAAGCAGUAGUCAGCACUGGUUGGCCUUGACCCAAUGAAGUUUUCCAAAAUCUCUGAGCUCUAACCUUCCUUUAUGGGGACUGCUCAUAUUUUUGUAAUAUUCACUAUACAAUUGUAAGCACUGAAAAAAAUGCACAGAAAGAGAUUUGUUUCUUUUAAUAGAUGAUAUUUGUUCAUCAGGCAGAUCCUUUAUUCUGGAAGUAUGAUGUUCUGUAAGGACUUAAUUUGUUGUACUGAUAUCAGAUUUUAUUGAUGAAAUUAGUUUUUAGCAUUUUAGCUGAUUGAAGGCUAAACUAGUCCAAACUUGGAUCUGAGGAAAAUAUGAAAUAACAUGAAAAACUGCACACUAUAAAUAUUUUAAGAUAUUAGAACUAAAACUAUUACACUAAGACCUAAACCUCUGUCCAAAUCUUUUGCAUUGUGACAUACUGAUUAAAGUUCAUCAAAGAUGGGAUUUUUUUGUUUUGUACUAUAGAGAUGUAUGUCUGCUCUAAAUAACCAGCCUGUACUUCAUAGCCCAUGCUGUACAGUUCAAAUAUUUGUGUAUAUGAAUAGUAUGUUCAAUAUAUAUUCUGUUAAAAAAGAUCUAUCAUGUCAAAUGUGUGACAAUAAUUAUAAAGGGAUGGAAAUAUUUCUCCUGGGCCACAGGUAACAAUGUGCGUGUAAAUACAAAUAAUUUUGUGUGACAAUGUAAUGUAUUAUUUUCCUCUGUGCUUGUUCACAAUAUCACUGAGAAUAGAAUUUAUUUUAUUUAGAUUUCUCCUAUCAUUUUAAUUUAUCCCUUUUCCUCAUGUAGAAACAAAUUCAGCAUUAAUAGAAGCUUUACUUUGCCCUAUUAUGGGUUUUUUUUUUUUGAGGGCAAGUUCCCUUGGUGAUCAACACCACAGCCAUGGUGAUCUACAGCUCGGUCAGGGCUACUAGCCAUGUGGACACACCCAUCCCUUCCCCCUCCCACCUUUUCUGGGUAAUCGCUCCAAUGUUGUUUUUUAAACGAAGAACUGUGACCGGGUACUGGAACACUGUAUUACUUUUUUUGAAUGUAUUUAGAUGGAAUGGGGACUUUUUUGAAUGUAACCCAUCUUGGGUUCUUUUUGUUUCCCAUUGAAGAAACUGAACUUUACUAUUUAUGUUUCUUUUUAACAAAAUGUAUGUUUUAACCCAAUUUCUGGUAAGAGUGAUCGUGUGUGUCCCCUAGAGAAUAUGUGUGCAGUAUGUAAGUGUACGAGUGUUAAUUGCCUCAAUUUCUUUUGCUCCUGGCAGACUCAAUCUCUCACUGCUUAUAUAUCAGUAUUCUAUGCUUUGUGCAUCCCGUGAGCAGCUUCUCUGCAGUCAGUGGAAAUGUUCCUUGUAAAACUGUGCAUUUAAUAAAGGUGGUAUGUCUUACAAUACUGUUUGUCAUUUGUAUGUACAUUACAAUAAACAAGUCAUUAUAACUACAUUACCAUCAGUGACAUUAAACAAGCAAAGUUUUCUCCAUUUGUGUUAAACCAAGAUACUUUUAAUGUGCAGUGCAUUCAAUGUCAAAAGAGAAAAUAUCCCAUCCUUAGUUUUCAAAUAUACGAGGUGAAUAUGAUUUACUCAUGAACAGGGUAACAAUCUUUUUGCAUUGCAGGGACUACACAUGCAUUACUUUAACUGCAUGAGUAAGCUAGUAAAAUCCCCUGAUGAAAUAUACAGUUGCAAUAAUAAGUUGUUAUGGUUUGUCAUUCAUUCUUUCCACCUCCAUCAUUAUCUUGACUCUUAUUAAUCUUUUGGCAUAGAAGGAAUAAGCAGAAAGUUAAUGCUUCAGUACUGCUGCUCACUAGACUAUUUUGGCAAAGAGGCCACUUGCAGGCAUGAAAGGCAUCCCAAGGGUAAGGUUUAAGUCUAACAAUAACUACGGUCUAAUGACAAGGACAGCUGAAAUUAACCAAGGCUCUACUCAAACAAAGCAAUGCUACUCCCCAUUGUUGACUUUUGUAGAUGGGCACAUAGAGAAGUGCAACAGUGGUUAUGAACAUGUAGUAUUAGUUAUUAUACUGUCUGGGAAUGUGAAACUUGUAGCCCAUGGGCAAGCAAAACUAAAGUUAUCUGUGAGCCAAAUUCACAUGCAGUUAUAGUGGUAAUGCUGCAAGUAAUAAUUUGAUUUUUUUUUUUUUUAAGGCAAUAUUACAUUACAUGAGUAGAAGUGUUUUUCCAUGACUAUGCAUGUAAAACACAACCACAAAGAGUAAGAGGACGAUGGGUUAUUUUUCAUCAAAAGCUGUGCGCCAUUUUUAUUGUAGUAUUCUAAAUUUACAUUAAAAAAAGAAAGUCUGCCCAUGUCCUAGAACCAUUAUGAAAGUUAACGCACAAAUUCAAUUCAAUAUACAUCUCAUUGUAUUUUACAUUGAGGAUAAGAGUAUAGGCAUGGAAGUGGCAUGAUUCAAUCACAAGGUUGAAUAAAAAUCAAGAGGAAAAAAAGAAAAUCAAAACCUGAAUAAAUAGAAGGUGCUAUUUUUUAAGCAGAGCAAAAAUCAGAAUGUCAUUCUUUAAAAAAAGAAGUUGAAAAGGAAAACACAAACAAUGCCUGAAAUGUGGCAAGUCUUAAGCUCUCCUUCAUUAACUGAAGAAAGUGAUAAAAGAAAGGAAAAAGGGAUAUUUGGGUCUGCAUUCAAAGACCUUCUGAGUUGCAGUGCUGGUCUAGGAGAAGACUUCCCCUGUUUAAUGGUGAUUUUAACCACAAACAAUAACCCUAGAUCAGCACUCCGUCUCCGAGAUCCAGUGAGAGCAGCAGCUGUUGCCUACUGGAAGCAGAGGUGCAAAGCAGAGUGUGAUGAGCAUGGAGAAGCCAACUGUUCUGUACAGGUGCAAAAGUUAGAAAGUACAUCUGGUGAUUACACAGUUGUCACUAAAACAUCAACGUCUAGAAAAAAAAAAUGUUAAUAGGCAAGUUCUCUUUUUGCCUGUAGAGAUUAUCUUUUUAUUUAUUUCUUGGCAAAAAGAAAGAUCCUCCAUCACGUUAGCUUGACAAAUUUGUUUCACUGUUGUUUUUUUGCAGCAUUGGUUACAUCAAUUUAUCAGGGUGAGGUGCCUGCUAGCUCAAAGAAGGGCAGCCUGGAGCUCAGAGACAAAACUGAACUGCAUUGUUUUCUUAUGAAGCUACUGCAGAUUCCAAUUUCGCUUUUGCUUUCCUUUUAUAAAAACAUGGAAAAAAAAA